Musa acuminata subsp. malaccensis (wild Malaysian banana) is the source of this 1732-nucleotide messenger RNA. RefSeq names its product B-type cell cycle switch protein ccs52A. The record is from RefSeq and is a predicted model, not a curated record. Gene Ontology annotation, biological process: anaphase-promoting complex-dependent catabolic process; positive regulation of ubiquitin protein ligase activity; positive regulation of anaphase-promoting complex-dependent catabolic process. Gene Ontology annotation, molecular function: protein binding; ubiquitin ligase activator activity; anaphase-promoting complex binding. Gene Ontology annotation, cellular component: anaphase-promoting complex. Lineage: Eukaryota; Viridiplantae; Streptophyta; Magnoliopsida; Zingiberales; Musaceae.
AGGAGAGGAGGGGGUGUGUUUCGCGGGGGCGGUUGGUGGUAGUAUCAAUAAAGGCAAGAAACAGCUCCACAGGCUUCCUGUGGUCCCUUCCUUUGCGAUGGACGCCUCGUCCGCUUCCCCCGCCGCCGCCUCGUCUCCGGCCUUCGCCUUCUCAUCGCCGCCGCCUGUGGAGAACCCUCGUUCUCCUUUCUCCAAGCCCCGGCCACCGUCCUCGAUCUCCCGGCCCUCCUACCUCGUCGAGACCCCCUCCCGCCCCCUUGCCCACUCCUCCUCCUCCUCGCGCACCAUCUAUAGCGACCGAUUCAUCCCCAGCCGCGCAGGAUCCAACUUCGCUCUCUUCGACCUCUCCCUCCCGCCCUCCGCCUCCUCCUCCUCCUCCUCGGACGCUGGUAGGGAAGACGGAUCCGGCGCCUAUGCGGCCCUGCUUAGGGCUGUCCUCUUUGGGCCGGAUCAGGGCGUUGCGCCUCCGGCCACGCCCGACCGAUCGUCGUCUGCGGUGGCCGGGAGAAGCCCUUCUUCCUCCUCAUCCACCUCGUCCUCUGUGGCCUUUUGGACCCCUAGUAGGAAUAUUUUUAGGUACAAGGCUGAGGUGCGCCGGUACUCCCUUGCAGAGCAGUUUGAGGAUGAGCUUCCCGGGUUCUCGCAUAUUCACCCGCGGGCGCCGAGGAAGGUGCCGCGAUCACCUUACAAGGUGCUGGAUGCUCCGGCAUUGCAAGACGAUUUCUACUUGAACCUCGUCGACUGGUCUUCACACAAUGUGUUGGCUGUUGGCUUGGGUAAUUGCGUGUAUCUUUGGAAUGCCUGCAGUAGCAAGGUUACCAAGCUCUGUGACUUGGGCGUGGAUGACAGCGUAUGCUCUGUUGGAUGGGCACAGCGUGGAAAUCACUUGGCUGUUGGAACAAACCAGGGGAAAGUUCAGAUAUGGGAUGCAUCUCGUUGUCGGAGGAUAAGGACAAUGGAGAGCCAUCGGUUGCGAGUUGGAGCUCUUGCAUGGAGUUCAUCAUUGUUGUCUUCAGGUAGUAGAGACAAGAUAAUUCUUCAACGUGAUAUUCGUGCCCAAGAAGAUUUUGUUAGCAAGCUGACAGGGCACAAAUCAGAGGUUUGUGGAUUGAAGUGGUCUCAUGAUAAUCGUGAGCUUGCAUCUGGUGGAAAUGACAAUAGACUUUUUGUGUGGAAUCAACAUUCAACACAGCCAGUAUUGAAGUAUUCUGAGCAUACUGCAGCGGUAAAAGCAAUUGCUUGGUCACCGCAUGUACAUGGACUUCUAGCAUCAGGUGGAGGAACUGCAGAUCGAUGUAUUCGGUUCUGGAACACUGUCACCAACUCUCACUUAAGCUGUAUUGACACUGGAAGCCAGGUCUGCAAUCUUGUAUGGUCAAAGAAUGUUAAUGAACUUGUCAGCACCCAUGGUUAUUCCCAAAACCAAAUAAUUGUUUGGCGAUACCCAACCAUGUCCAAGCUUGCAACACUCACUGGACAUACCUACAGGGUUUUGUACCUCGCUAUCUCUCCUGAUGGACAAACCAUUGUCACAGGUGCUGGUGAUGAAACCCUCAGAUUUUGGAAUGUAUUUCCUUCUCCUAAAUCUCAGAACACCGGCAGUGAUAUUGGAGCAAGAUCACUCGGAAGAAGUCACAUCCGAUGACGACCCAAAGUCAUGCCUGUUGGUCUUUCUUGGCCAUCCAUCUGCAGAGCUGUUGAUGAUGUUUCUUCUUCUUCUUCUUCUUCUUUU